Alosa alosa (allis shad) is the source of this 945-nucleotide messenger RNA. It is a transcript of the gene vhl, whose product is annotated as von Hippel-Lindau tumor suppressor. The record is from RefSeq and is a predicted model, not a curated record. NCBI's taxonomy places the organism in Eukaryota, Metazoa, Chordata, Actinopteri, Clupeiformes, Clupeidae. The transcript is spliced from 3 exons. Bases 296 to 802 code for a protein of 168 amino acids.
CCCAAGAACAAGGGGUUCAUGUUAUGUAAUCAAACCGAAACUGUAGAGAUGAUACAUUUUUACGUGUUUUGAUUGACCGCUAUCACUAAAACAUCUGGUUGAAGAUAGUAAGAGGGAUACACAACUAGAUGUGUAUACUAACGUUUAUUUUUUGUUAUAUUUUUCUUGUUGGGUGAGUUGUGCUUUAGCCUACGUGCCGUAAGACAUGUAGCAUUUGAAUCAGUGUUUGUGCUUCUGUAGUGUUUAAUUGCGAGUGUACCUAAGGCUCUGAUACAUUGGAAGUUAGAAUUUGGUCAUGCCUCAAGAAGCAGAGCCCCCUCUUCCUCUCGUGCGCUCCCUACCCAGUGGAAUCCCGUGCCAUGUCGUUUUCUGCAACCGAAGUGAUCGAGUUGUUCGCCCUGUGUGGAUAAACUUCCGCGGAGAGCCUCAGACUUACAACCCAAUUCAACCCAAGACGGGACAGAGAAUGACUACAUUUGUCGGCCAUCCUUGGAUGUUCCGUGAUGCUGAAUCAGAUGAUCCCAUGCGUGUGAAUGAGAAGGAGCUGUACCUCCCCCGAGCCCAGAACACCAUGUCACAGAUGUCACUGGUCAACAUCACUCUACCAGUGUUUACCCUGCGGGAGCGCUGUCUGCAGGUGGUGAGGAAGUAUGUCUCUGUAGAGGACUUUCCUCAGCUGGAGAUUGCCAAGACUCUUCAGGAGGACCUGGCAGACAAGCCAAGCCUCCAAAGAGACCUUCAGUGCAUCGCACAGCGCGUGGAGCAGAGGUUACUGCAGGAGAGGCAACAAGAGCAGACAUGAGAGAGAGAGAGAGAGAGUGUGUGUGUGUAUAUGUGAGAGAGAGAGAGAGAAAAUUGUCAAUUGUUGUGAGUGUUUGUCUUUGUAUAGAAACACAUUUGUACAUGUAUAUAUUUGAACUGUAUAAUUAAAAUGAUGGACUAUAA